AUGGAACAAGACACAGAUGUCAACCUGAGGUGGAAUGACCACCAGACUACACUACUAUCUGUGUUCAGCUCUCUUCUAGGUAAUGGGAAUCUGGUAGAUUGCACAGUGAGUGCUGAAGGUCAGCAUUUUAAAGCACAUAGAGUGAUUCUCUCAGCUUGCAGUCCAUAUUUUGAAUUAAUAUUCAGUCAGCAUUAUGAAAAGCAUCCUAUUGUUAUACUGCCAGAUGUAAAAUUUCAAAUUUUGAAGGCACUGAUGAAAUUUAUGUGCUCUGGAGAAGUGAAUGUACCGCAGAAUAAGCUCUGUACUUUCCUCGAGAUCGCUGAGACUCUACAGAUUAAGGGCCUCUCAUUUGCUGGUGAUAGUGGAUCGAAGAAUGAACUCACAUUCAGGAGAAUGAAUGAAUCUGACUCUCAUCGUGGACAACAAGAUUUCAGAAAAAAUCUGUGUGAACCCAGACAUGGUUCUCAAGUAGAGCAGAAAGAAGGUGGUUGCUCACAACACACCUUUGAGGAGGCGUGUUCUAAAGACAUUGAUUCCCAUCUGCUGGCUGUUCAGAAAUGUGACAGUGAUAGUUCCAAUUAUGUCUCCCAUGAGAAGCCAGGGGGAGAGAUAGCUAUGUCCCAAGACAUUUUUGUUACUAAGCACUUCAACGUGUUCCAGUGUUCAUCUCUCCCAAAAACACGUACUAAAUCAGAUACCUCUGUGUCUGGAAUAGUAUUAAACUUAGUACACAACACUUUAGGUUCCAGACAGUUGCCAGGAUGUUCCAAAGAAAAUAUUGGAGAGCAGGGACUGUUAAGUGACAAUGUGCUUUCAAAUUGCUCAUUUGAUAAAGAACUGAGAACAUCGAAACCUCGAGAUAUGUUUGAUGAAAGUGCUGUCGCGUGCCUUCUACCGAGAAUAAAGCAGGAGGAUCCAGAUGACUUCAGUGCUGACAGUAUAGAAGAGAUAAUCCUAGAUGAUGAAGGUGACGAUGACAAUUGUAAUAGUGGCGAUGACAACAGAACCGUUGGAGGAUUAGCGAGAGUGACACCAGAAGAAUCCUUUAGUGGCCAAGGAUUCUGCAGUCUAGAACAAUACAGGGACACAUACGUUGUAGAACAGUCAUCAAUCUUACCUAAACAAUUUAGAUGUGAUGCUUGCGGAAGGUCUUAUCGGUACUAGAAAGGUUUGUCGAGGCACUUGAAAUAUGAGUGUGGGAAAGAACCACAGUUUAAGUGUCCUCAGUGUCCUGGGAGAUACACUCAUAAGCAUCAUUUAAAACUGCACAUGCUAAGAAAUCAUUAA
Schistocerca serialis cubense is the source of this 1287-nucleotide messenger RNA. RefSeq names its product zinc finger and BTB domain-containing protein 37-like. The record is from RefSeq and is a predicted model, not a curated record. Gene Ontology annotation, molecular function: protein binding. Gene Ontology annotation, biological process: regulation of transcription by RNA polymerase II. NCBI's taxonomy places the organism in Eukaryota, Metazoa, Arthropoda, Insecta, Orthoptera, Acrididae. The transcript has a single exon. Gene Ontology annotation, cellular component: nucleus.